Molecule: messenger RNA, 1320 nt
Organism: Babesia sp. Xinjiang
Lineage: Eukaryota; Apicomplexa; Aconoidasida; Piroplasmida; Babesiidae
Exons: 1
Coding region: 1-1320 (439 amino acids)
Source: RefSeq, a predicted model, not a curated record
AUGACAAUUAGUUUUUCCAAAACAAAGACUGCAAUAUGCGCACUGGCAAUAAUAACAUCCGUAUACCCAAUAAAUAGUGUUACUUUGGAUAUCAGCAAAACAGAGUUUCCAGCAUGUAUCGAUAUUUUUGAGGGAACGUUCAAAAAUGGCGGUGUAUACAGGAUGUUUCACUCAAACGGUCCCCCAAUUGCCCAUGUCACAUACGGAAAGGUUCUCUUGGGUCCAUUAACAAAUGGCAAAAUUCCUAUAAGAGAUAUAUAUGUGCAACAUUAUAAACGCGGUGAUCGCUCGAUUGUCGCCAUUAGUCAUAUGAACGCCAUCAGGAAGAGAGUGGUGACCACAAGAUUUUAUGCAACAAAUGGGACGGUAUGCAGAACGACAAAUAUGGAUGUCAAAGAGGAAUUCGUAGGGAAUCACAUAUUAGUACCAGUUAAUAUAUAUGCAGAAAAGGUACAUCCAUUCAUAGGUGCAGCAUAUACGGACGGGCAAUGCCAGACCAAGCAGUGGUCAGUACUUUCACCCAGGGCUAAAUGUAACCGUCAUGACGACAUGGGGUGUAUUCGAUUUCGUAUGGAAUCCGUCUUCAUAAGCCCUGUUAUCAACAUAGAUCAACAAUUUCGCGAUCACAACAGCCCGCCGCCAUCACUCAGUUCACAUAGCACUACGGUUCAGGUUGCACCUGAAGGAGACGCAGUAACCACCUGGAUCAAAAAUGGGAGUCACCGCGUGAGCUAUCUUAUAAAAUUGCCUCCCACUGAAAACGCCAUUUUUAGGCCACGACAGAUAAUAGACCCUUUGCACAAUCUCCCGAAACAUGUUACACCAACUUCUCAUAUUUUGAAACACAUUAAUAUAAACGUAGACAUCUCUAGCAUCGAGACUAACGUGCCAGAGAUUGUUAUUCUGGCUAACCUUAGGCGUGGCGAUUGGUUGUAUACACAGUACAGCUUUACUCCAAUAAUCGACUUGCGCUAUAUACGUGUCAAGGUUCUAAAUUCGGAGCAUAGCUGCGAGCUAUACGAGACGGAUGGCGAAGCCUUCGUGACACAUGUCGAAGUAUUCGAUCAUGUCAAAAGUGGCUUGCAAUACGUGGUAGUAAACAUCACAACGCCAGGUAGAGAUAGAGUGCUGAUCGGUCCCCAAUUUGAAAACAUCAAAAGGGUCUAUAAACGCAUCUAUGGGGAGGAAGGUGUGGUCUAUUUUGAUAUUAACCAAGUCUGGCUGGAGCCGUAUCUAGACAUGCUUUAUAACAUCCCGAUAGGCCCGGGCGUUCAUAAACAGGAUGCCCAUGACAUCAUGAUGGACACACUUUUAAUUUGA